UUGCACCAGGUGCUAGAUUUAAGUCCUUAUCUUUCCAGAUUAAUAGUCGUUGAACUAAUCAAUGAUUUUUAAAUAGAGCUCCUUGGAUUCUUGGUGCAUUUUAAGAUAAACCUCAUCGGUAUAUGCUAUUUGUAGAUGACAUUGUGUUAAUUGAUGAUAGUAUAAUUAGAUUAAAUUCAAAGUUGAAUUGUUGAGGAAACUAUAUAAACUAAAGGGUUUAAGAUAAUUAGAAGAAAAACUGCACACGUGUAAUGUUAUUCAUUGAUGGAAUAGUUAAGAUGGAUGAACAUAAAAUCCAUCGAAGUGUUUUCUACAUCUCAAGUCUAUUAUUUAACAAGGGAAUGAAGAUAUAAUAAUAGGAUAAAGAAUGAAUGGUUAAAAGGAAGAGGAGAUUGUGGAGUUUUAUGUGAUUGUCAUGCCUCCCUUUGACUAAAAGAAAAAAUUUCAAGUCUGUGGCAGUGUGUUAUGACCCAUCAAGUUUUAUACAUUGGAAUGCUGGUUUGGUAGGAAAUAGCAUACAAUAAAUUAAUGUAAUAGAAAUGAGAAUGCUUAGAUGAAUGAGUGAUGAAGACAAUGACUUGUUUCAUUUAUUUUCUGAUAUAAGAGUUCAUUUUUAAGGCCAACUUAAGAUUUUUUUAAUUAUAAUGUUUUACUUCAUUUGCUACUAACGAUAAUUUGUUGCAAUAGUUAAUAGGAGUGACAAUUGAUCAUUUGCAGAAUCAUGAGCGCUGGCGGUUAUACAGUGCAAGUCAUAAACCUCUCUCCUGCUGCAACUGAAAGAGAUUUAUAUGAUUUCUUUUCUUUUUCGGGUGCUGUUGAACACAUUGAGAUCAUAAGAUCUGAGGACCAUCCUUCUACUGCAUAUGUAACUUUCAAGGAGAUUCACGCCUUGCAAACUGCUGUCCUUCUAAGUGGCGCUACAAUCAUUGAUCAGCCCGUAUGUAUAACAAGCCUUGGACAUUAUGAUGAAGCAUGUAGUUUCUGGGACCAGCCAUCGUGGAAAGUGGAAGACGAUACUGAGUUCUCGACAGCUCGUGGGGAUCACUUCAGGACUACUCCAAGGGAAGCUGUGACUAUGGCUCAGGAUGUUGUUGUAAGAAUGCUGUCGACGGGUUACCAACUAAGCAAAGAUGCCUUAUCGAGGGCCAGAGCUUUCGAUGAAUCCCAUCAGGUUUCAGCCACUGCAGCAGCGAAAGUUGCUGAUCUGAGCAAAAGAGUUGGACUAACUGACACAAUUUAUGCUGGUGUUGAUGCUGUGCGAUCCGUCGACGAAAGGUACCAUGUAUCUGAGACGACGAGGACAGUUGUAAGUGCAACAGGCAGAACGGCAGCGGCUGUCACAAACACUGUCGUGAGCAGUAGCUAUUUCUCUGCAGGAGCUUUGUUAGUUUCAGAUGUUCUCAACCGAGCUGCCAAGGCAGCAGCAGACUUAGCCAAACAUGGAAAUCAAAAGUGAAACAUGAUGUUUAGUGAGUGUGAAAACGGGUUUAUGUGUUCAUAACCUGCUCAAUGUAUAACUUGUAUCAUGGCUGGUCGCUUUGAUCAGUAGAGUUCGUAAGCGAAAUAAGUCGGCGUUGUCAAUUGUUAUUGCUGUAUCAUGUUACAUCAUACAUGUGUGUGUUUGGAUAGUGAAUUUGAUGCUUUUAAGGAACCUUCUACCGUAUGUAAAUCUCCAAUGGAGAAGUCCUCCAUAGAAAAUGUCAGAUUCUCAUGGCUGUUUUGUGCCUAUUUGUUCA
This is a messenger RNA of Zingiber officinale, 1736 nucleotides long. Its product is annotated as binding partner of ACD11 1-like. Gene Ontology annotation, molecular function: RNA binding. NCBI's taxonomy places the organism in Eukaryota, Viridiplantae, Streptophyta, Magnoliopsida, Zingiberales, Zingiberaceae. The transcript is spliced from 4 exons. The coding region runs from base 722 to 1456 and encodes 244 amino acids. The record is from RefSeq and is a predicted model, not a curated record.